AAAUGAACGAAAAAUUUAGCCAUUGUAUGCCGACAUUACCUUAGGGCGAAAUGAGUGAGAAACUUGACACUUUGUAGCAUGAAUGCCUGUCAAGUGUUGUGGUGCAAGCAAGAAGUCUUCAUUGGACAUCGCUGCACUUUUGCCAGAACAUGUAAAAGGAUCCAGACUUGCUACCAAAGGGCUAGUUCAUUAUCAGCCAAGGAUGUUGUUGUUCCACCAAUGCCUGUGACAAGUUUUCAACCUGAUCCUUAUGAAGGACCAGAUUUUGAUAAAAUUCGUUCCAUACGUGCCAAUCACUUAAAUCCAGCUCUUUUCACCUACUACAAAACUCCUCUUCUUAUUCACCAAGGACACAUGCAGUGGCUAUUUGAUCAUAAUGGUGUUCGGUAUCUUGAUUUAUUUGGAGGCAUUGUUACUGUAUCUGUUGGUCAUUGUCAUCCAAAAGUAAAUGAAGCUACCAAAAAGCAGCUAGAUAAAGUUUGGCAUACAACAAACAUUUAUUUACACCCAAAAAUCCAUGAAUAUGCGGAACGACUCGUGGCCACCUUGCCAGGAGAUUUAAAGGUUGUAUAUUUUGUCAACAGCGGGUCUGAAGCCAAUGAUUUGGCCAUGAUGAUGGCACGUAUGUACACUGGUUGCUACGAUCUGAUAUCUUUUCGAAACGCUUACCAUGGAAUGAGCCCUGCUACAAACGGGCUCACAGCACAUUCCACUUGGCGGUUCAACGUUGCCGGCAAUUUCGGCAUCCAUCAGACGAUGAACGCUGAUCCUUAUAGAGGAGAAUGGGGUGGAAAACACUGUCGGGACUCUCCCGUUCAAACUACUCGCAGCUGCAAUUGCUCACCUGGACAGUGCGUUGCGUCAGGCAAAUAUGUUGAUCAACUGGAAGAAGUUUUACGCUAUUCAGCACCGAAAGGACGAGUGGGCGGCUUUUUUGCUGAAUCUAUUCAGGGAGUUGGCGGUACAGUCCAGUAUCCAAAAGGAUUUUUGAAAUCCGCUUUCAACUUAAUUAGAAAUUACGGCGGAGUUUGCAUUGCCGAUGAGGUGCAAACUGGAUUUGGACGCACCGGCGAGCAUUUCUGGGGUUUUGAGGGUCACGAUGCUAUUCCCGACAUUGUCACCAUGGCAAAAGGAAUGGGCAAUGGGUACCCGAUGGCAGCUGUCGUCACUACACCUGCCAUUGCCAAGACGAUGAGCGCAGCCUUACAUUUCAACACCUUUGGGGGAAAUCCAGUAGCUUCAACUGUUGGCAUGGCAGUUUUGGAUGCCAUCGAGGCGGACCAGACGCAGGCGAAUUGCCGCAAUGUAGGCACAUAUUUUCUUCUUGAGCUGGCCAAACUGCGUGACGAAUUUCCAAAUUUGGUUGGAGAUGUCCGCGGUAAGGGUUUGAUGAUCGGAGUUGAACUGGUCUCGGACCCGGAAACACGAGCCCCUCUCGCACCUGCUGACGUUCUCGCUAUCUGGGAGCAAUGCAAAGACAUGGGAGUUCUUUACGGCAAAGGAGGAUUCUUCGGCAACGUCUUCCGCAUUAAACCGCCCAUGUGUAUUACUAAGUCUGACGUAGACUUUGCCGUUGCCGUGUUACGAAAAUCAAUCGUUUCUUUCCUGGAAAAAUGAGAAAAAAAAUGUGUAUGCUUCAAACUUUCAUAACUGGUAAGAGAGACGUGUUUCUUUUUUUUUGUUUGUUAAGUUUAGAGUGAUUGGUUAUAAAAAAUGCAUAAAUAUGAAUUAUGUGUAUUGCCUUGGGACAUAUAACACGACUUACUCUAAAAGGGUCAUUUUUAAAUAAAUUGGUAGAAUAUCAA
Molecule: messenger RNA, 1805 nt
Organism: Daphnia magna
Lineage: Eukaryota; Metazoa; Arthropoda; Branchiopoda; Diplostraca; Daphniidae
Product: alanine--glyoxylate aminotransferase 2, mitochondrial
Exons: 10
Coding region: 79-1617 (512 amino acids)
Biological process (GO): glyoxylate catabolic process
Cellular component (GO): mitochondrion
Molecular function (GO): L-alanine:glyoxylate transaminase activity; pyridoxal phosphate binding
Source: RefSeq, a predicted model, not a curated record